Messenger RNA from Mytilus californianus (California mussel), 663 nucleotides. Its product is annotated as universal stress protein YxiE-like. The record is from RefSeq and is a predicted model, not a curated record. The coding region runs from base 24 to 557 and encodes 177 amino acids. Lineage: Eukaryota; Metazoa; Mollusca; Bivalvia; Mytilida; Mytilidae. The transcript is spliced from 4 exons.
GCAACGAACUGUUAGGCUUUGAAAUGGCGGAGAAUGGUAAAAGAACGGUUGUGAUAGCUAUGGACGGAAGUUUGUAUUCAGACUAUGCAUUUGACUGGUAUACCCAGAACGCAACAAAAGAAAACGAUGAAGUACUAAUUAUUACCUGUCUUGAUAACCAUGGCUGUACUGCAUAUAUGCGUAGAAAUUCCAGUACUGAUGAAAUACGAAAACAGCUGCAGCAGGAUAUGAAUAUUCAUGCUGCACUGGAAGAACAUCUUCAAUUAAAGCUUUCAAACGCUGGGAUCAGUGGGUCUGUAUUUUCGUGUUAUGGUAAACCCGGAGAGGCCAUCAUUAAUGCAGCGAAAGAAAAACAUGCAUCUGUGAUUAUUUGUGGAUCUAGAGGUCAUGGAAAACUAAGACGAACAAUAAUGGGAAGCAUCAGUAGUUAUAUUGUACACCAUUCCGAUAUUCCGGUAAUUGUUUGCAGGCACAAAGAUCACCAUCAUCACGACCAUCAUCACCAUGUUCAUAUAGACUCACCUGCUGACGUCAGUAAUUUGUUGCAUGGACAUUGAUGGCAUUUUUAUUUAUGCUUCAGUUUACACUUGUACAUAUAUAUGUGAUUAUUAUAUUAAAUUAGCAAUUGAUUAUAUGCAAUAAAAACGUUUUUACCUAAAAGCA